CCUGGAGGCGGGAGCGAAGUCUCGCGAGAAGAGGCAGUUGCCGUAGCGGAGCCCUCUGGGUCUGUGCGAGUGAGUGAGUGGAUGUGAGCCGCCGCCGCCGGAGCUGCGGACGGUUUGCCGAGCCCGUUAGCGCCGCUGGCCCAGAGCCCCGCCGCCGUCAUGUCCCGAUACCUGCGCCCCCCCAACACGUCUCUGUUCGUCAGAAACGUGGCGGACGACACCAGGUCUGAAGAUUUACGUCGGGAAUUUGGUCGUUAUGGUCCAAUAGUAGAUGUUUAUGUUCCACUUGAUUUCUACACUCGACGUCCAAGAGGAUUUGCAUAUGUUCAAUUUGAGGAUGUUCGUGAUGCUGAAGAUGCUUUACAUAAUUUGGACAGAAAAUGGAUUUGUGGGCGUCAAAUUGAAAUACAGUUCGCACAGGGGGAUCGGAAGACACCAAAUCAAAUGAAAGCCAAGGAAGGGAGGAAUGUAUACAGCUCUUCACGAUACGACGAUUAUGACCGAUAUAGACGUUCUCGAAGCCGAAGUUAUGAAAGGAGGAGAUCAAGGAGUCGGUCCUUUGAUUAUAACUAUAGGAGAUCUUACAGUCCUAGAAACAGUAGACCGACUGGAAGACCACGGCGUAGCCGAAGCCAUUCCGACAAUGAUAGAUUCAAACACCGAAAUCGAUCUUUUUCAAGAUCUAAAUCCAAUUCAAGAUCACGGUCCAAGUCCCAGCCCAAGAAAGAAAUGAAGGCUAAAUCACGUUCUAGGUCUGCAUCUCACACCAAAACUAGAGGCACCUCUAAAACAGAUUCCAAAACACAUUAUAAGUCUGGCUCAAGAUAUGAAAAGGAAUCAAGGAAAAAAGAACCACCUAGAUCCAAAUCUCAGUCAAGAUCACAGUCUAGGUCUAGGUCAAAAUCUAGAUCAAGGUCUUGGACUAGUCCCAAGUCCAGUGGCCACUGAUAGUAUAAAUCAUGAUACUUCUAGGCAUGUAUCAUUCAUUUACUCAUAGUUUGGUAUACUUAAAUUAUCAGGAAUACAAUGUUGCAAUGAUGCGUUUAAAAACAAACAAACUUAACUUGUUAGUUUUCCCUGUACUGGGCAAUGGUUAUAAUUAAAAUGAUAUGCUGUUGAGAAGCCACUCUUAAGAGUCCAGUUUGUUUAAUGUUAUGGGCAGCUACCAAUUUGUGGUGUCUCUGUAUAUUUUUGUAAAGAUUCUCAUUUUUUAUGCUUGAAGUAUUUGGUGAAAAGAUGUUGGUUGACCAUAAUUUGCAACAUUGUCUUAUUAAAAAAUAAAUUUUCAUAUCCAUAUUUGGUAGAACUGUUAACCUAGAACUGUAGCUUGCUAAUACGAUAGAAUGAUACAGAAGUGAAGUGGUAGCCACAUUACAACACUGACUGCUCAGACACAUUUAGGUUCAGGGUGGACCUUUAUGUCUUGUCAAGAUGUCUAAGCCCAUGGUGAUUAUUUAUGAUGCAAUGUGGAAUAGUUCUUUUGUUAACUCCACUGUCUGGGGAUUGAUGCCAACUGGGUUAAAGAGCGCUUUCAGGGAGCUUGACCUUUUCACUGAAACAUGGAGCCUUCACUGCUUUCCCCCCAAACCUCAAUCCCUGCUGGUUUCUAAGAUUUGGAAUAUUAAAACAUAAGGGAAAAGAACCUCCUCCUUAAGUUUUGAGUGUGUCAAUGAACUCAGAAAUCAUUUUAAGGGGAAAAGACUGUUCUUAGCAUAGUUUCUCUAAAAUUUAACUAUUGUUGAUCAUUGUUAUGUAGGGGUUUUGUUUUUGUUUGUUUUUUCUGUUAGAAACAAGUAAACUGUUGGAAAAUACAUUUCGUUUGUUUAUAUGCAUAGUGUAAAACUGAAUUUUGAUGCUCACAGCACUUGACAUGUGCAUUUGUAUCAAAAUCCGCCUGCUUCAUAGGAGAGGCUUGCUCUUUACACCUCAGUUUAUUAAUGUGAGACAAGUUAAGAUGACACUCCUAGGUGAUUCUGUGGUGCCGUGAAUUUUUGGGGAAAGUUGAGUUUUACGCAAAAGCCACAUCACUUAGUUUUUGGUAAUGUAGGACAUGACUAAAAAAAUAACUUACCUUAAAUAUUUAUAGUUUCUAGUCUUCUCUUCAAGAUUGUUUUGGAGGCAAUAAAGUGACUUGAAAUGUCCGGUGUCAUUUCAGAAUACAAAGCUAGUGUCUCUAAAAUCUUAGACUCCUUGCUUACAGAUGUGAGUGAAGAUAUUGUGGGGGACGAUCCUCUUAGAGGAUCACCUUACUUUUCCUUUCAAUUUUGUUUUUAGAAAUCUAGUCCUUGCUUGUAGACUACAAAAGAUGGUUUUAAGAACUGUUUGUGGAAUGUGUUUGGAGGGUUAAUUCUAGAACCUUUGUAUAUUUAAUAGUAUUUCUAACUUUUGUUUCUUUACUGUUUGCAGUUAAUGUUCUUGUUCUGCUAUGCAAUCAUUUAUAUGCACGUUUCUUUAAUUUUUUUAGAUUUUCCUGGAUGUAUAGUUUAAACAACAAAGUCUAUUUAAAACUGUAGCGGUAGUUUGCAGUUCUAGCAAAGAGGAAAGUUGUGGGGUUAAACUUUGUAUUUUCUUUCUUAUAGAAGCUUCUAAAAAGGUAUUUUUAUAUGUUCUUUUUAACAAAUAUUGUGUACAACCUUUAAAACACCAAUGUUUGGAUCAAAACAAGACCCAGCUUAUUUUCUGCUUGCUGUAAAUUAAGCAAAGAUGCUAUAAUAAAAACAAAAUGAAGGAAAUAAUGAUUAACUGGAAUUAUUAUAGUUCUGAAUGAGUCUAAAAUAAUGGAAAUAGUCCUUUGUAGCUUUAGGAAUAUUUUAAUCAGUCUUGACAUUAGGAACAACUACCCUACUCUGGGAAUGAUAGAACUUGCCAGAAAUCUACAUCUUUUACAUAGUACUUAAGAAAUUUCCUUAUGCUAAAAUCAUGUUGUGAUUGCUCAUUAAGCCUCUUGGGUUAAAUAAUCUAAAGAGGUUAUUUAGUAGUAUUGGUAAACAUUAAAAUGAAAAUUUGGGCAAGCUAACUAUAAAUUUAUAUUUUCAUUAUUAUAAAGAAUCCUGCUCGUUCCCCUUCCUGAACAAGAAUACUGGGUUUUAUGUUUAUGACAUGAUUUAAAUUAUUUUUCAUUGUAUUUGUUGGUGAGCAUUUAAAUGAUAACCACUUCCACGGGGUGGUUUCAGUAUUUUUUUUUUCUUGGAUUAAAUUCUAGCUAUUUUGCGGUUAACAAAGCUGGUAAUUUAUUAUUUAUGCUGUGCCAGACAUUGUUCAAGAGUCUUUGUUGAUUCGUUCACCCUUCACAACACCCUUUAAGGAAGAUUUACCCCCACAUAUCAGGAAACUAAGGCACAGAGAAAAAGCUGUAAAUGACAGAGUCAAGAUUUGAGCCCAUAUUUGAUCCUUUUUUUUUUUUAGAAACAGUAGUUGAAGGGGUAGCUCUAUAAAGUCACGCUCAGUCUAUAGAGCUAGAAGGCCUGGUGCUGGUUGGUGUUCACACCCAGACUGUUAGCUUGAGAGUUACCUGUUGGUUAUGAAAUGGUGUGCCCAGCAGAGCUUCCCAAGGACUAUAUACAGUCACACUCAUGUAGGAGUCUGAUGACACCAGGUGAGGAGUUUUACAUUUUUAAGCUAAAUUUGGAUCAUGAUAAGUUUCCAUGGUCGAUAAGACCCUCUUCUGUUGUGCAUAGCAGUGGGCUCUAUUGAAUAGGAUAGUCGUGUCAAGAUUCAAGUGAAGGCUGACACUUCGCCUCUUUUUACUUAAGAAAUCUGCUUGUUUUUUUUUUUUUUUUUUUUUUUUAAAUAAGCCAAGUAAGCAAGAAGAAAAGUGAGAUAAUGAAUACGUCAGUGAGAAAGGACAGGUGCUGCAUAGAGUUUGAGCUGUUAAGUUACAACCUAGGGAAAAAGACCGGGAACUACUGUACUGUGUUCUCUUGAAAUUUUUGGCCCAGUAAGCUGCUACAUCCAGUUCAACUAACAAAAUCCUGUAUACCACAGAGAAGAAUAAAGAGAAAACCAAACUGACAAACAUCCUUCUUUUAUUUAAGACCAAACUGCAGCUGGAAUACCCAGUACAGUUCUGCUUACUACACUUCAAGAAAGAUCUGAAAGCGGAAAAAAGAACCAAAGAAGGGCAGUUGAAGCGACCAAAGGGUGGGUGGAAGGUGCUGCAGUAUGAAUACUGUACGAAUAUUUUGACUCUGGUCUGAAAAGAUAAAAGAAUUAUCGAAAACUACAUGGAAUAAUUGAAGUCCCUUCAAGUUUGAAAGUAAGCAUUUUAGGACAAAUAAAAGGAAAUUCAACUUUGUACUUGUGGAAACUAAUCCCUAAAUAUGAACAGGUUUAUAUUGACUCAUGGGUAGCCGAUCCAUGAUAAGUUACUGGAAACUAGGAUGUCUGAAUAUCAAGGAAGACAGCCAUAGUCUCUUAACAGUGCCUCUCUUGGUCUGUCUCAAAUUAAAUUUGGAUGGUAAAGGUGUGGUCCAAUAUAAAGUUUUUCCUAGUUAUCUCUUAAAAGUCAGUUCCACGUAAUGCCAAUGUUGGCAAAUCUUGCCUUUGUUUAUUCCAGUGCCAGUAUUUUCUGCUUAACUGUUUGUUUAGUUGGCAUCUGAGUUUAUUUACUUAUAUACGACAUACAGUUUACAUCUAACCACUCCUUCCCAGGCUGAUUCCACUUAUACUUGAUAUCCACCACGAGGGCCCAUCUCUUCUCACCUCCUGUGUAGACAGUGUGUUCAACAGACACUUACUGAACCCUUACUAUGGGUAAGACAUACUGGAUAAUUGGAGGGGAGAAGAGAUUAUUUAGUAAAAUCUACUGAGCACAAUCUAGUGAAUCAUUACAGUAUGACCUUAUUAUCUUGGGGUGUAUUAUGGUAAUUUAUACCACUCAUAUCCUAGUGUAAUUAUAAACCCAAUAUACUAUCAAAGGAAAGUAAUUUUAUGGUUGUCUGCCAUUUAAAAGUAUCUAGCAUUUGUUGUAUCCCAUUACUACAAAUAAUGAAGAAAGCCUGUGAUAAGCUGAUCUGUUGUGCAGUGAUUAAUAUACUAGAGUAAGAUGAAGUUGUUAACUCUUGACUCUGUCAAACAAAUAGGUAACCCCCAAAAUAACAAGUACUUAACUUUACAUUAAAGCAGACCCUGGGUGCUAUAAUUAGAUUACUUUGAGGCAGACAGCUGUUAUCCCAAUGGACUUAGUAUAUUCUGUAUUAAAGAAAGUGUUUACCGGAUAAGACUUUUUAGUGAUCUACUUGUACAUUUUAUAGGGGACAUAUUCUGUGUAUAGUUAAUAAAUAACUUUAUAGUGUCACAAA
This is a messenger RNA of Rattus norvegicus (Norway rat), 5300 nucleotides long. It is a transcript of the gene Srsf10, whose product is annotated as serine and arginine rich splicing factor 10. The record is from RefSeq and is a predicted model, not a curated record. Gene Ontology annotation, molecular function: RNA binding; nucleic acid binding. Gene Ontology annotation, biological process: mRNA splice site recognition; cytosolic transport; mRNA splicing, via spliceosome. NCBI's taxonomy places the organism in Eukaryota, Metazoa, Chordata, Mammalia, Rodentia, Muridae. Gene Ontology annotation, cellular component: nucleoplasm; nuclear speck; cytosol.